Messenger RNA from Racocetra persica, 228 nucleotides. NCBI's taxonomy places the organism in Eukaryota, Fungi, Glomeromycota, Glomeromycetes, Diversisporales, Gigasporaceae. The record is from the annotation of a GenBank genome assembly.
UGUGGUGAAUGUGGUUACUAUACUAUAGAUUGUAGCCUGGAACUAUUAUUGUUCAGAGAUCAACAGCGCCAAAAUUAUAGACGAUCUAAUAAUACAAAUCGGCAUAAAGAUAUUAAUUUUGUUGAAGCAGAAUAUGAAAGUAAAAUAGAGGAAGAGAAAAUUUAUAUGGCUCAACAUCAGCUAUAUAGCACUAAUCGGAAGAAGCAAAAAAAAAACAAGCAAAAGCAU